Messenger RNA from Ochlerotatus camptorhynchus, 762 nucleotides. RefSeq lists its product as uncharacterized. Lineage: Eukaryota; Metazoa; Arthropoda; Insecta; Diptera; Culicidae. The record is from RefSeq and is a predicted model, not a curated record. The coding region runs from base 1 to 762 and encodes 253 amino acids. Gene Ontology annotation, molecular function: nucleic acid binding. Gene Ontology annotation, biological process: DNA integration. The transcript has a single exon.
AUGCUGCGUGAAACGUUUUCUCGUUACGGCAACCCAGACACAUUGGUCUCAGACAACGGAACGCAAUUCACCAGCGAGCAGUUUCAACAGUAUUGCCGUGCAAAUGGUAUCACCCAUCUCCGCACUGCUCCCUACCACCCGCAGUCCAGCGGCCAAGCGGAGCGAUUCGUUGAUUCACUCAAGCGUGGCCUCAAGAAGCUAGCCAAGGGGGAAGGAUCACCCACACUGGAGCACCUGCGGACAUUCCUUUCGGUGUAUCGUUCAAUCCCAAAUCGAAACACACCACAGUCGACGUCUCCAGCAGAUGCAUUCCUCGGAAGACCAGUGCGCACCACUUUGGACCUACUGAAGAAACCUGUUCCUGUAACUGAAGCUGUCAAGAACCACAAACAAAACGAACAGUUCAAUUGGCGGCAUGGAGCAGUCAAGCGCGAGUUUGAAGAAGAUGACCUGGUCUACGUUGAACAGCACCGCAGAAACGCCAAAUCCUGGAUUCCUGGUCGAGUCAUUGAACGGAAAGGUUCCGUCAACUAUAUCGUUGCACUGGACAUGAACGGGAGACCGAAGCUGGUGAGGUCGCAUGUAAACCAAAUGCGCCCUCGUCACACUUCUGAUGAUCCAGAGCAAGCGACGCAGCAACUACCAUGGGAAAUCCUGCUUGAUGAAAUUCAAGAUAAAGCUGUACCGUUGGAUCCAGAAGUGCCAAUCAAUCACGAUGUCCCUAUUCCUGUUGGUUCCGUAUCACUCGAAGCUGAUGGUUAA